AUGUCUUCUCAAAUCUUUUUAAAGACAAGUCAAGAUAUUGAAUUAUUCUCUGGUUACCCAGAAUUUAAACAAAUUGCUACCAACACAGCUACUACUCCCGAAGAAGAACCUGCCGCCAAACAAGAUGACGAUGAAGUAGUUCCAGAAUCUCGUAACAAGAGAUCUAUCGUUGCCUCAGUCUUAUCUCCAUGUGGUAGAUACAUUGCCUAUUCCAAAAAAGAUUAUGUAUUCAUCAUGACUGGUAAAGAUUUUGAAAUUGAAUAUUAUAAAUUGAAACUAUCUAGUGUUUAUGAUUUAAAAUUCUCUCCAAGUGGGAAUUUCUUAUCUACAUGGCAAAGAAUCUCCUCUGUUGAUACUAAACCUCAAAAUGCAAAGAUUUGGUAUUUGAAUCCUAAACAAAAAGCUGAUGAAGAAUUAAAUCUAGUAUAUGAAUAUGGUGCCAACUCUCAAAACGGUUGGUCUUUACAAUUUUCUAAAUUGGAUAAUUUUAUUAUCAAACAAGUUAAUAAGCAAUUAAGAAUCGUUAAAGUCGAUUUAACUAAUAAGGACAAAGAAAUUAAAUUCGAUUUUGAAAAGCCUUAUGCUGUAUUAAAGCAAGAAGAAUCUAAACAAUUUUUUGGUACAUAUUUAAUUUCUCCAUCUGAAAACCCAACCAUUUGUACUUUUACACCUGAAAAAGCUGGUAAACCAGCUCAUUUGACCAUUUGGCCAAUCACAGAAGGUGUUAUCACCAAGAAGAUUACUACAAAGACUUUUUUCAAAGCUGAUUCAUGUCAAUUGAAAUGGAACCCAAUGGGUAACGCUAUUUUAUGUGUUGCCACCACUGAUUUUGAUUCUUCUAACCAAUCAUAUUAUGGUGAAAAUACUUUAUAUCUAUUAACUUUCCAAGGUGUUAAUGGUACUUUAGGUGGUAAUUCUAUUAGAGUCUCAUUAUCCAAAGAUGGUCCAAUCCAUGAUUUUACAUGGUCUCCAACCUCUAGACAAUUUGGUGUGGUUCAUGGUUUUAUGCCAGCUACUGUUACAUUUUUUGAUAUACGAGGUAAUGUUGUUCAUAGUUUGGUGGAUCAACCAAAGAAUACAUUAUCGUUUUCUCCAAGUGGUAGAUACAUCUUGAUUGCCGGUUUUGGUAAUUUACAAGGUUCCAUUGAAAUAUUAGAUAGACAUGAUAAAUUCAAAAGUAUCACCAAAUUUACUGCAUCCAACACAUCUGUUUGUGAUUGGUCUCCAGGUGGUGAAUUCAUCUUGACUGCUACUCUAUCUCCAAGAUUAAGAGUCGACAAUUCCAUUCAUGUCUGGCAUGUAUCUGGUAAAUUAAUUUAUACCAGACCUUACAAAGAACUAUUGAAGGCCUCAUGGCGUCCUAAUUUAAUCAACAAGAACGGUGCAGUAGAAGAUGUUCAUGACCCAGUCAUUACCAAUGUCCAAAAAGAUUUGAUAAUCCAUGAAACCGCAGAAAAAGCUCUAGCUAAACAAAAGGAAUUAGCGGCCAAGAAUCUACUGAAAAGUAAAGACUCUAGCUCCAGCUUAAACGGUAAUGGUACAAACUCUACCAGUAACGGUAACUCUGGUAGUAGUAGUUCCGGUGGUGCUUAUAGACCGCCACAUGCCCGUAAGACUGGUAGAACUAUUCCAGGCUUGACAAGAGAUUCUUCUAAUGGUAGUUCUAGUAGCACCAAUAGUAGUGGUACUAAGACUGUUCCAGGUAUGACUCGUCAAGUACCAGGUAUGGCACCAACUAAUAAUAACAAAGAAAGUAAAUCUGCCUCUAAGAACCGUAAGAGACGUAAUAACAAGAAAGAAGAAACCGAUGGUGCUUCUAAGACAGCUAAUGCACCUGUACUUAAUAAAGAAACUUCUCCAGAAGAAAGAAAAAUGCGUUCUCUAUUGAAGAAACUAAGAGCUAUUCAAAAUUUAAAAGAAAGACAAGCAAACGGAGACAAACUAGAGGACACCCAAGUCCAAAAGAUUGGUACCGAAUCUAAAGUCAUGGAAGAACUGAAGUUCUUGGGAUGGUCCGAAGAUGACCAAGCCAAGGCAUGA
Molecule: messenger RNA, 2040 nt
Organism: Henningerozyma blattae CBS 6284
Lineage: Eukaryota; Fungi; Ascomycota; Saccharomycetes; Saccharomycetales; Saccharomycetaceae
Product: translation initiation factor 2A
Exons: 1
Coding region: 1-2040 (679 amino acids)
Biological process (GO): translational initiation
Cellular component (GO): cytosolic small ribosomal subunit
Molecular function (GO): mRNA binding; translation initiation factor activity; tRNA binding
Source: RefSeq, a predicted model, not a curated record